Messenger RNA from Paramecium primaurelia, 6200 nucleotides. NCBI's taxonomy places the organism in Eukaryota, Ciliophora, Oligohymenophorea, Peniculida, Parameciidae. The record is from the annotation of a GenBank genome assembly.
AUGAUUUUUUUAUUUCAGAUUAUUCUCAUCAACAUAAAGUUUGUAAGAUGUGAAUGGAUACCUCUAGGAGUAUACUUGACAGCUGUCAAGAAUUAUAGUGGUGCAGAUACAGAUGAAUUUAUGAAAAUAGAUGGAAAACUAUCUUAAUAUAUUAAUUGUAAUAGAGAAGGCAGCUAUAUCGUGUUAAACACAACAUAAAGUGAAGUUUAACAAAAAAAUCCAUUCAGUUGGAAUUCAUAUAUGUUUUUUGUGACUUUUGACUUAAUUUUUUUUUAACAUUGGACAGAUUAAGAUUAUGUAAAUUAUUCAUUAGGAUAAACUACAUAAAGCUUUAAUUAUAAUUCUAAUUAAGUUCCACGAUAGUAGAGUUAAUUUUGUGAAAAUCAAUUUGCCUAGUAUUAAACCUUUAAUAUGACAGUCAAUACUACUAAUGUUUAUGGUUACCAUAAGUUUAGUGCUUCAACAAGUACAGGAAGUGUUGCAAUAAAAAAUCUUAUUAUUUUAGGACUAAGAUGUUCCCCAAAUUGUAAAACUUGUUAUGGUGAAUCUUUUAAUUAAUGUUCAUCAUGUUCUAAUGGCGAUAGCAAUGUUAAUGAUUGCAAAAUAUAAUGUACACCUGAAAAACCUUUUUUCGUUAAUAAUUAAGGAUGUUUUAAAUAGUGUCAGAUUGAGUAAUCACUACAUUUCAAAGGGUCAUGUGUUACGUAUCCAAGUAAUACAUUUUCAUUAUAUAUAGUUACCUAUUUUAUGAAUCUAAAUAUAAACUAAUAUAAAACUACAUCAUAAUAUAGAUGGUAAUAAAUUUAUGAUAAAGAAAACCUUUAAUUCGAAACUUUAACUAACAUAGCUUUCGAACAUUAUUACAUAUAUGGAAUAUUCAAAUAUAAUUAAGGUUAUUAGAGCGUUAUAAAUUUGACUAAUAAUGAUGGGUUAUACUUGAUUGGAAUAAAAAUAGAACUAAUAUUAUUUAAUAGAAUGCCUACGAUGAGUAGUAUUUCUUUAUUAAUAAAUGAAACAUAUUAGGCACAUAUUUAUAAUGAUGGAAGUGGACUAAAAUUCUAUUAAUUUAAUCUUCAAUAUGAAAAUAAAAGGAAUAAUAUAUCUUAUUCAAAUAUUGAAUACAAUGAUAACUAUUAUUAUACAUUAUAUAUGUAUGCAAAUGUUUCUAGUAAUUUUAUUAUUAAAUUACUUGGAAAUUAUCCUAAGUAACAGCAAUCUAUUUAUCAUAUAGAUCAUCUAAUGCUGGUUGGGGGAUUAGAACAAUUUAGAUAACAUCAGGAUAAUGUCCAUAAUAUUGUUUAUAAUGUAAAUCUUAGUUUCAGUGUUCAGUAUGUCAAUAAUACUAUUUGAUAUCGAAAUCUGGAACUUGUAGUACUUGUAAUGGUAUCUAUUAAUAAAAAAUUAAUAAUACUCAUUGUUAAGAUAUUGAUGAUUAAACUCCAUGUAAAUCAAUUUAUACAUUAUUAGAUUCUGAAUACCUUGUGAAAGAAUUCAUAGAUUUUUCCAUAAACCCUGUAACAUAUCAAUUAUAUACAUUAUUAUAUUAAAAUGGAACUAAUUUCCUAAAGGGUGAAGGAAUAUUUUAUUCUAUUUGGAAACAAAAAUUUAGAAUAUUUGGAGGACCAUAUAUUUGGGCAUAAGCAAAGUUUUAAAGAAUAUAUGAAAUAACACGUCCUCAUUAUAGUAUAUCUAUAAUCUUUAUAAUAAUAUUUGGUCCAAAUUUUCCUGAAAAUGGAUAAUUUAUUUUUUGCUUAGAUAAUUAAGUUUAAUUUGAGAUCACAUCUAUUGAUCAAGAAAUAGUAGUUGACUAUUUAUAUUUACAUAAUAAUGAUACUUUAAUUGUGGAGUUGGAAUGUAAGGGUCCAGAUAAUGAACCAAUUUAGGCAUAUUGUGGAUUUUAUUAAUACUAUCUAACUGUAAAUUAUUGUAAACCUGGUUGUAAUGGAUAAUGUACUAACUAAAAUGAUUGUUCAGAAAAUGUUGCUACUUAAACCUGUUAAGAUGAUUAAUAUUUAGAUAUCUAUAAAAAUGAAUGUAGGUAAUGUUAACCUAAUUGUUAAAAAUGUACUUCAUUAUAAAAUUGUCAAGAAUGCAGAAAUGGCUAUACAGAUCCUUCUUUAGGCUGUAUUUGUGGUAUAAAUAAAUUCGAAGAUUAUAAUGGGUGCUAAGAUUGUUCUUAAGAUUGUAAUUAAUGCAUAAAUUUAUAAUUCUGUUUAGAAUGUAAGACAGGUACUUUUAAAGUUCUAAUGAAUAAUUAAUGUGUUUGUUAAGAAGGUUACUUUAAUGAUUCAUCUAUAUGUAGUAUAUGCAAAGAAAAUUGUAAAAAAUGUACAAGUUUAUCAGAUUGUAGUGAAUGUUUUGAAGGAUAUUAAAAAACAUCUUCUGAUGAAUGUCAAUUGGAUUCAUAAUUUUAUUAUUCUAGUGAUCUUUAAAAGUUAUUUAGUUGUGCUACUUUUAAUGAUAAUUGUAAUCCUUGUUAAUCUAAUGUUGAUAAUUGUACUUGUGGUGAUUUAAUAAUAUAUAAUAAUGAAGAUUGCGAUGAUGGCAACGAAAUAAUGUAUGAUGGUUGUCACAAUUGUUAAUAUUAAUGUUAAUAAUAGUGUACGAAGUGUAUAAAUGGUAAAUGUUUUGAAUGUGCGAUAUUGGGAUGGUAUUUGGAUACCAUUACAUAAACUUGUAAAGAAUAGUGUUAUGAUAAACUUAAAGUUGGAAAUGAAUAAUGUGAUGAUGCUAUUAAUAAUUCUAAUUGUAAAGAUUGUAAAUAUUUUUGUAAACCCGAUUGCUAAUAAUGCAAUUUUAAUAAUGGUACAUGUUUAAUUUGCAGAGAAGGAUUACUUGCUAAAGACAAUUAUUGUUAUAAUGUAUGUGGAGAUAGUAUAAUUGUAUCAGCUCCAGAUGUUAAAGCGAUUGAAGAAUGUGAUGAUGGUAAUAAAGUGGAAUUUGAUGGUUGUAAUAAUAAAUGCUAAUUUUAAUGUUAAAUAAAUACUAUUUGUGCAAUUUGUUAGAAUCGUUAAUGCUAAUAUUGCUAAUAUGGCUAUUUCCUUAAUAAAAUGAUGAACAAAUGUGAUUGUGGUUUAUCUUGUCUUACUUGUGAUUAUUCUAAGGGAUUAGGAUGUAUAGAAUGCUAAUAUGGUUAUGAAUUAAGGAAUUAAAUUUGUUAUCCAAUUUGUGGUGACUCUUACAUUACUUUUCAUGAAGAAUGUGAUGACGGUAAUAUGAAUAUUGAAGAUGGAUGUCAUUAGUGUUUAUAUACAUGUGAAUAAACAUGUCAAUUUUGUUUAUUCGGAGUUUGUUUAGAAUGUUAUGAAGAUUAUUAAUUAUAAAAUGAAAGAUGUAUAUUAAUAAUUAAUUCGUAUUUGGAUAAUAGUGAUAGAGAGAGUAAAUUUCAAAAUAGUAUGCCUCAAUUAUUUUAUUAGGAAUAUUAAGAUUAUUAUGUUAUUGAAUAAUUCAAUGAUUUUAUCUAGAAGGAUACUUAUUAUCUUGAUUAAUUGUAUAUGUUAUAUAGAAUAAGAAUUGAUGUUCAAAAAUAUUAUAUUAAUAGAAUUGAUAUAAUAAUAAAUGAUAAUCAUAUUGAAAAAGAUGAACUAAUUUGUCCAAUAAAUUGUUCAGAUUGUAUCCAUGGUUCUUGUAUCUCUUGCACAUUAGGAUACAAUUUAGAUUUAGUUAAUAAUUUAUGUAAUGCUGUUUGCGGUGAUCAAUAUAUAACAAUUGAAGAAUUAUGUGAUGAUGGAAAUAACAUUAUUUAAGAUGGUUGUUUCUAAUGUAAAUAUCAAUGUUAAGAUGAAUGUACAAAUUGUCAUUAUGGUAAAUGUAAAGAAUGCAUUCAAUCUUACUAUUAUGAUAUCAAGAAAGAAAGAUGUGUAGAAAGGACAAUCUGUAUAGAAUCAUAAGGAUAUUAUUAUGAUGAUAAAUAAAAUAUUUGUUAUUCAAAAUGUGGAGAUAAUAUUAAAGCAGGAAAAGAACAAUGUGAUGAUGGUAAUGAUAUUCCUUAUGAUGGAUGUUAUUAAUGUAAAUAUCAAUGUGAAUAAUUAUGUGAGAUUUGUUAAUAAGGUAAAUGUGUAAAUUGUUAAAUUGGUUAUAAAUUAUCAAUACAAAAUUCUAAUUGUGUAAAUGAUUGUGGGGAUGGAUUAAUAAAAGAUAUUGAAUAAUGUGAUGAUGCCAAUUCUAUAGUAAGAGAUGGAUGUACUAAUUGUCUUAUUGAUCCUGGAUAUAAUUGUUUAACAUUAAAUAAUAAAAGUUUUUGUUACACAUGUAAAUCUAAUUGUAUUUAAUGUGAGUAUGUUAAUGGUCAAAUAAAUUGUAUAAAUUGUUAAAAAGGAUAUUUCUUAACAAGUAAUGAAUGUGUUAAAUGUUCAGAUUAAUGUGAAGAAUGUAAAGAUAGUCCUAAUAAUUGUACUAAAUGUAUAUUUGAAAAUUGUAAAAAAUGUGAUAAUAAAUAAGGAUUCUAUAGUGAUUUUAAUCUUAAAAAAUGUAUUACUAAAUGUGGUGAUUUAAUAGUUGCUGAUAAAGAAUAAUGUGAUGAUGGCAAUAAAAUUAAUAAUGAUGGAUGUAAUUCUUAAUGUGAAAUUGAAUAAGGAUUUACAUGUUACAAUAAUCUUUGUAAAAAGAUUGAAUAAAAAUAUAUAGAAUUUAAUUAUUCCAAUAACACUUCUACUAAUUGUUUACAUUUAAAGGGUGAAGUAGAUUUUAAACUAAUUUGUCCUAAAAUUACUAUUGAAAUAGAUUACUUUUAACCAAAUGAAUUCAAUUACACAUUAACUCCUUUUGAGAUCAAUUAAGCUAAGUAUGGAUGUGAAAUCUCAUUUGAAUUCUUUAAAACAAUAAUAGAAAACAAUCUAAUCCAUUUGAUAAUCCCAAUAAAUAAUAAUGAUGGAUCAAGACUUUUAGAAGAAUACAGAAUUACCAUUAUUCCAAGAAAAUAGAUUUAUUACAAUUAAUAAGAAAAAUAAUAAGCAUAAAUGAUUGCUGCAACAUCCAAUUAAUUGUAACUCCUCCUCUAAUUAAUUGGUCCAUUAUCAAUCAUCCUUGGAGGUGUUUCCUUUUUUUGGACUAUCCUAGAAAUCCUUACUUGGAUUAAUAAUUUCUAUUUUCUCAAUAUUGAAUAUCCUCUUAAUGUCAAAAUAUUCUUUUAACAAUUUCAAUGGGAUGAUAUUUUCUAGAUUCCAGAUUUAAUUCCCUUUAAUACACCAAAUGAUCCAUUUUAUUUUUAAGCUCCAAAAAAAUUUCAAGAAAAAAAUGUUAAUCCAUUAUUUAUUAAAAACAUUCAAAUAUUUAUUUGCUUAAUUUUAAUUGCUAUCAUAAUCUAUUUCAUAUCAUAUGCAAUUAUUGCAUUAUUCAAAAUAAAGUUAAAAACCAAUCUAUAAUAGAGUCAUAAAAUUUAUAUUUUUACAAAAUGUAAUAAUUUAUAAGAAAAUUAACAAUCUACAUAGAAGGGUAAAUAAUUAUUUUAAAAGAUACAAGAACUUCCCUAAUUUGCAGUUAUUAUUUUUAGAACUGCUCUUGAAUAUUAACAAAACUUUUGGUCUAAAAUCAAUUCUAUUAUAAAUUUACUACUUUUAGAUUUAUUUAUGGCAUGCAUCCUAUAAUUAUCUUGUCCAAAAACCCAUUAUCAUUAUAUUAUCAUAAUUAACAAUUUUUUAGCUGUAUGCUUUUUAAUACUUACUUUAAUAAUUUAUUAUAUUUAUGUUUAUGUCAGCUCUAAACAUUAGAUACUUUUGAAUCAUUCACUAUUCAAAAAGAAAUACUUAUCAAUUUAUGAAGUACUUAAUUUGUAAAAUAAUACUGCCAUGCAAUAUUGUUACUUUAAUCUAAUCAGAAAAUUCUCUUUUAUUAUCUUUAUUGUAUUAUUAUACGACAAACCAAUAUUAUAGACAACUUUUUGUUGUCUGUCAUGCUUUAUGAAUCUGGCAUUUUUGUUUUAUUAAAAUCCUUUUAAUUCAAAAAGUAUAUUUAUUUAAACAGGAAUUCCUGAAUUUUGCAUUUUCUUUAUUGUAUCAUUAGCAGUGUUAAUAGCAUUUGAUGAUAUGAAUAAUAUACUAACUGUAAACUAAAAGUAAAUGAUUGGGUGGAUAAUUAUUAUUCUCAUGUCGAUAUCAAUUUUAGUCUAAUUGAUAUUUUUGAUGAUUGAAUUUUUUUCUAGAAUCAAAUCAAAUUGUGAAACCCUUAAAAACAUUAUUUGCCCAUCAAAAAAGUAAUCAUGA